AUGGCCCCUCAACCCACGCUCAAGCGAGGCGAGACUGCUUUGGUCAAAAAUCGUGGUUCAGGGUUUGAAGAUGGCUUCGCCGACCCUCCCAUGACACCGGCUGAAUAUGCCAUCGAGAAGGAGAUCUAUGACCCACCAUUCCACGAGAGAAUCGAAGAGUGCAUCCAGCGAUUCGUUGCGCGCCGACGCCUGACGCAGGACCGAAAUGUUCUCUUCCAGAAAUAUCUCGCCCUUGGCGGCAUCGAGAGCGCACAGCGGCAGUUUACCGGCACGGCUGAUCUGGUCAAAGAAUGGAAGAACGAUGACUACACCGCCGACGAGAUUCGUGCUUUCACCGCCAACAACUUCGUUUCCGAUGACAGUGGCGCCAAGGGCAAGUGGUUCGAUCCCUACUAUCCAGAGCACUGGGAUGUAGACUUCGCGGGUGUUGUUGCGGGAUUCCUUGGCUCCUACCUCCCCGAGCAGGGUGGUCCCAAUACUCCACAGAUUUCUCUGGCUGCCGACACCGUCCUCAACUUCCUAAAAUACGUCCGCCACCAUGAUGUCUGCCCUGAGUACGACGAGAAUCUAGCCGAGGCCACUCACAUCUGCGAGCUCGCCCUUACCGAGCUCCCACACAUCGCCGCAGCCGGCUACAAGAUGCCCGGUGACUUCAAUCUCGCCUGUCGCAUCCUCUUCUACUCCUCUGGCAAGCCCAUCAACAAACACGAAAACAUCGGGCUGGAAGACCAAAGUCUCGUCAUGUAUGAGGACAAGAAGUUCGUCAGAAGCUCAGGCGAAAUGGUCAAACUGCCGGGGUCCAUUAACAACAUGGUUUUUGCCCCUGCAGACUUUGAUGCCGAGUCAGUUUUCAAGACAACCGUUGUGCUGCACGAGCCCGAUCUCGUCGGCCGUGUGCUCGAGAUGGAUACGAAGCCACUGCAUCUGAUUGACACCUUUCAGAAUUCCUACGAAGUGAGAGACAUCGUGUUUGCCGAUCCCUCGAUUGCUAAUCUAUACGGGGGCCUCCCAGCACACAGCAGCAGUACCCGGCCCAUCACUCCUACCGGUUACAUGGUACUGCAUCCCAUCAUCAUUGAGGAUGGCUGGGACAAGCGCCCAACACACGCGUCUGGGCGGGCCAGUAAUUCUGAAAAACCAGUAUCUGUGUACAUGGAGCAUGUGGUCCUGGAACACCUGACCGUGGGUAUGAAGAUGCGGCUGGCAAUCUGCGAGCUGGACAUCGGAAUCCAGUUUAUCAAGGAUGUCAUCGACGUUUUGCCCUCUUUCUACGUAUUCCUGCCGCAGAGCCUAAUGCUGGAUUGGAAGCCGCCCCGCCCCGAAACACGCCCACCGCCGUCGGCAGAUGACCCUGAUGUCGCAGACAGGCGAGAGCAAGAGGGUCUAGAGAGGGAGGAGCGCGAGACGGUGAAGGAACAGAGGAAGGUGGAUCCCGAUCUUGAUCAGCAAAUGAGAGAGGUGGAGGAUGCACAGGCACUGCAGAAAGCCAUGGAGAGGGCCAGGAUCUGA
This is a messenger RNA of Cryphonectria parasitica EP155, 1509 nucleotides long. RefSeq lists its product as uncharacterized. Gene Ontology annotation, cellular component: ARC complex. The transcript is spliced from 5 exons. The record is from RefSeq and is a predicted model, not a curated record. Gene Ontology annotation, biological process: regulatory ncRNA-mediated gene silencing. The coding region runs from base 1 to 1509 and encodes 502 amino acids. NCBI's taxonomy places the organism in Eukaryota, Fungi, Ascomycota, Sordariomycetes, Diaporthales, Cryphonectriaceae.